Rhizopus microsporus ATCC 52813 is the source of this 1283-nucleotide messenger RNA. RefSeq lists its product as uncharacterized. Gene Ontology annotation, biological process: lipid metabolic process. The coding region runs from base 88 to 1230 and encodes 380 amino acids. Gene Ontology annotation, molecular function: phosphoric diester hydrolase activity. The transcript has 7 exons. The record is from RefSeq and is a predicted model, not a curated record. Lineage: Eukaryota; Fungi; Mucoromycota; Mucoromycetes; Mucorales; Rhizopodaceae.
CAAGUCGCGCAAAAUGUUGUCAAUGUGACUUUAAAAAGGGAUUAAAGUUGCACCAAGUGUGUUGGUGUUUUUCUUUUUAGUAUUUCCAUGAAGAUCUGGUCUCCCUUAAUAGCUACUUUACUACUCCUAAGCGUAACAUCAGCACAAGUAUAUGAAGAUGAUAACUUCAUUAUAGACAUUGUUGAAGACGACAAUGAUAGCAGUCCAGAAAUAGUAAAUGUCAAACCUGUCAUUGAUGGUCCAUUGCCAUGCAACGGAUACCCUGAAUAUCGAAAACUACCUGUCAACCAAGCGUUUUAUUUAGGAGCAAAUAAUGCUGGCUCACAUGUGUUUAGUAAUGACUGUCAAGUAAAGCAACAAAAUGACAUUCCUCAGAUGCUGAAAGACGGUGUUCGAUUUUUAGAUAUCAACUUGUGCUUAAAUGAUGAGAAGCAGAUGGUGAUUUGUUCUGACCAUGAUUCUGCUAUCUCUAAUACAUCAUUUCGUAAUGUAUUAGAUGAUAUCUUUCAAUUUGCUCGAGAUAAUGUUGAACAGAUAUUCAUUGUUCACCUUCAGUCUCGAGGCGUUCAUCAGCCUUUGGAUGUUAAGGACGUAGACAAACUGCUGGAUGAGACCUGUAAAGUACAUACGGAAUUAACAGAUGGAACAGAUGAAUAUGUUGCAUUUGAGUGCCCAUUCAUUUAUAAGCAUGAAAAGGGACCUUGGGCUACCAUGGGUGAACUUGUUAAUUAUAAUCCCGAUAUGGCUCAAUGGGAGGGUGAUGGUGAACUUGUAGGCGUUCGAAGCAGGAUUAUAUUUACCCAUUCAGACAGUGUUCUCCAUGCCCCUGAAUACACAUCACCCUAUUUUACAUCGACAUUUUGGAGAGCAUUAAAAGCAGAUGAUAUAAGUAACCUAAUGGGUUACCUAAAGAAAGAAUGCCGAAUUCCUGCGGGAGGCAUUAAAGUAGAUGCCUACUCCGAAGCUACUUGUUCAGCAGAAACAUACACGCCAGAGCAAAUUGAAGAGCUUCUCUUUUAUAAAUCAGCAUGUAAUCUGAAUGAUUCACCCUUGAACACGUUCAUUUCCGUAUUGUCAGUAGAUCAAUACCAAAAACACUUGCCUUACUAUAAAGAAUUAGAAAGUCGUGUGAUGGAAUCUAACUAUGCCAAAUGGAAUGGCGAAUAUCAGUUCAUAAGGCCAUCCUAUCUUGUUUCUAUUAAGCCCAAGAUGGUCAGAGAUGAGCUAUAAAUAAAAUAUACAACUCUGUUACACAGAUUCUAACACACUAUGAUUCACCUUGU